Rhineura floridana is the source of this 4664-nucleotide messenger RNA. RefSeq names its product aldehyde dehydrogenase 5 family member A1 (gene ALDH5A1). Gene Ontology annotation, biological process: GABA catabolic process. The record is from RefSeq and is a predicted model, not a curated record. Gene Ontology annotation, molecular function: succinate-semialdehyde dehydrogenase (NAD+) activity. Lineage: Eukaryota; Metazoa; Chordata; Lepidosauria; Squamata; Rhineuridae. The transcript has 10 exons. Bases 85 to 1605 code for a protein of 506 amino acids.
GUCGAAAAUCAGCUCUCAAGUAAUACAGUUACAGGCCUAGUUCAGUGCCGGGGCAGCUUGUCUACUAAGCAACCAAGGAGUUAAAUGCUUAGCGGGCCCUUUGCACUCGACCGCCCCGCGCUCCACCCUCAGCUCCCGCCCUCCCGCCCGGGCGGGCGGGCGGGCGGCAAUGCGGCCAUGGCGACUCGGUUGGUGUCGCGGCGCUUCCGAGCUCCACUAGCCCACCCUGGUGCUCGCCUGCGGAUUUUGCUACAGUCGCCUCAGGCGGCCGCGCUGGAAGGACUGUUCCCGGCCCGGCUCAACAGCACUAGCCAGGCCAUGGCAGUAUUAGCCAGUUCCCUGAUGCGCACCGGAGGCUUCGUGGGAGGCCGUUGGGUGCAAUCGGCGGCUGUUUUCCCUGUCCGGGAUCCGGCCAGCGGCGCGGAGCUGAGCCGGGUGGCGGACUGCGGGGUGGCCGAAGCUCAGGCCGCCGUGAGGGCCGCCUACGAGGCCGGUGUUGCUUGGAGCGGAGUAUCUGCGAAGGUGAGGAAAGAAAAGCGGCGCCAGGAAAGAGCUGCUUUACUUCGUAAAUGGUACAAUUUGAUGAUAGAAAAUAAAGAUGACCUUGCAAGGAUCAUUACAGCAGAGAAUGGAAAGCCACUGAAGGAAGCACAAGGUGAAAUUCUUUAUUCUGCUUCUUUCUUGGAAUGGUUUGCUGAAGAAGCUCGGCGUAUUUAUGGUGACAUCAUUCCAUCUUCUACAAAAGACAGAAGAGUCCUGGUUCUGAAGCAGCCUGUGGGAGUCGCUGCCAUCAUUACUCCUUGGAAUUUCCCAAGUGCUAUGAUUACACGGAAAGUGGGUGCUGCUUUGGCAGCUGGCUGUACAGUGGUGGUGAAGCCAGCAGAAGAUACACCCUUAUCUGCUUUAGCACUUGCUGAGCUUGCAAAUCAGGCUGGAAUACCUGCAGGAGUAUAUAAUGUCAUUCCCUGCUCUAGACAACAGGCAGCAGCAGUUGGGGAAGUGCUGUGCACUGAUCCCUUAGUAGCUAAAAUCUCUUUUACUGGCUCAACAGCUACAGGAAAGAUAUUGCUGCGCCAUGCUGCUGGCACUGUGAAGAGGGUCUCCAUGGAGCUUGGAGGACAUGCUCCAUUCAUAGUGUUUGACAGUGCUGAUGUAGACAGAGCGGUUGCAGGCGCUUUAGCUUCUAAAUACAGAAAUUCAGGCCAGACCUGUGUAUGUACAAACCGCUUCUUGGUGCAAAGAGGGAUCCAUGAUGCAUUUGUAGAAAAGUUUGCACGAGCCAUUAAGACAGAGCUACAUAUUGGCAAUGGGUUUGAUGAAGGGACAACCCAGGGACCGCUAAUUAAUGAAAAAGCUGUGGAAAAGGUUGAAAGACACAUUGAUGAUGCAGUUUCCCAAGGAGCAUCCAUAGUUACAGGAGGAAAAAGGCACAGUUAUGGGAAGAAUUUCUUUGAGCCAACUCUUCUCAGCAAUGUCACAACAGGCAUGUUGUGUACACAAGAGGAGACAUUUGGUCCUUUGGCCCCAGUUAUCAAAUUUGAUACAGAGGAAGAAGCUCUUGCUAUAGCAAAUGCAGCCAAUGUGGGUUUAGCAGCCAGCUACUAGACCUUGCUGCUCAUACUGCCCCUGUGAUAAGAUGCUGGACUGUGUCUUGGCCUUGCUUCUUGUGCUGCCCUCUGUUUGGACUGCUGUAAAACCCUGAUUGUGGGACUGUCCUGCUAACCUGUGCCUGUGUGCAACCUGAAGCAGGACAUGAUGAGUGAAAUAGGGAUUCUAAUCUAUUUGUGACUUUCACUGCAGAACUAAGGGGUGUUAAAAACAGUGUGAAUACCUUUUGCAACAGCAGAUGCAGAGCCACGCUAACCCCGCCAUCAGCACAAGCAAAAUGCAAGCAGAUGCCGUUACAUAAAGUAUGCUCCAUUCUAGAAGACAGUAGUAGAAUUAUCAAAGUUAUUAGAGGGGCUAUUAACACACUUACGCUUUCAAGGUAAGUAACUUUACAGAUCUACUCUAUGCAGUGUCCAUGCCUAGAACAUUUCACCCAGAUCCUCCCAACUCACCGCAGUUACUCUCUCCACUGUUUAGGUACUGCUUUAUCAAAUUCUCCAUCCACAUUUGAUAGCAAAUGCAAUGCUUUGUGAUGGGGUCACAGUGUCCAUGACCAGAGCAUUUUAAGAGGCAAGCUAUAACAGCAAAGACAAUUGAAAUUAUUACUACAUUGGGCUUUGGUAUUAUUCCACUCCGUAGCACAAAUACUACCUACCAGCAGUGUCAACACGAAGCACUUUAAAAAGCAGGAAGUCUGGCUUCUCCUUUAAGAGUUGCAAACGUAGUAUCUGUGCAAUAUCCAGUGCCUUUAUCACUUUAAAAGGAUGCCCAUUCUGAACAUAGAACACAACAGCUGUGCUGAAGAUAGGAUGUAUAUAUUAAAUAAUAUCUAUAUUUAGCUUUUCAAUUUAGUUGCAAGAAGUAUUCUUGCAGUCAGAAUGUUUGAUUUGACCUUCACAUAAGCCCUAUUUAUUUAUGCAUGCAGUUCACCCAUGCAAUGACAAUCACACUGACAAAUCAUGUUGUCACCUCCAACACAUCACCUCCCCCAUGGUUACAGCCCUUCACAAGUUGAAGGACAAAUCUAUAAAGCAAGCAGCCUCAUAGACAUAUGGAGGCUCCCUGUACAAUUCAGAACCUCAAUCAUACUACAGAGAGAGAUAGAAGGCCCAUCUAGUCCAGCAUGCUGUUCUCACAGCCAACUGGAUGCCUAUGGGAAGCCUCCAAGCAAUACCUGAGUAAAGGCAUACCCCACUUAAAGUUGCUUCACUUAAAGUCGCCUCGCUAUAAAGUACAUGCUCCAUACUCCACCAUACCCCACUUUAACGUACGCGCUUCACAAUAACGGACACUUAAUGCCAUGACACCACUGCCAUCUAGUGGCAAUUGCAGUGCAGUACAUGCAUAGAUAAUUGCUUCACUUUAAGUACAUUUUCACUUUACAUACACGCUCCAGUCCCAUUGCGUAUGUUAAAGCGGGGUAUGCCUGUAUAACAGCAUUCUCCCCAGUUGUGAUUCCCAGCAAGUGGGUUAGGGUUGGGUGAGAAUUUUGAUACAGUUCACAUUUUAAGCAGAAUUUAUCAAAUUUGCACUGUCCGAAUCCGUAUGAGAACCAAAACACAACCAUCCUUAGAAAUUUGCAUUUAUUAGAAUUUUGUGAUGCAGUUCACCAACUAAACAAUAUUUACAAAAAUGCAUAUGUAUGGGGAAAGCGUGCAUAAAAAUGAAUAUAUGAGUGAAAAUGCAUUAGAUAAUGAGAAAUGGCCUGCAAAAAUGUGUACCUUUGUUAAAACUGCUUACAAAAAUGUGUUUAUUAGGACAAAUUCGCACUAAAAUGUUGGAGAAUUUUAAUGAUUAUUUUUUAAAAAAAUGCAAAUUGCUGCAGCAAUGGGGAGAACUGAAUUUAAGAUUGGAAAAACGAGAAACUGAGAGAACCGAAAUUGACAGAUCUUUCCAUCCCUACAACUAGUAUUCAGAGACAUGCUCCAUCUGACACUGGAGCUAAUGCAUAGCCAUCACAGCUACUUUUGACAACCUUAUCUUCCAUGAAUUUGUCUAAACCCCUUUUAAAGCUAACCAAGUUGGUGGCCAUCUCUACAUCUUGUAGUAGAGAACUCCAUAGUUUAACUAUGUGAAAUGUAAAAUAAGUAUAUCCUUUUGCCUGUCCUGAGUCUUUGCUGAACAAACUAUAGAACCUUACUUACACAAAGCAUCUUUGAGUUGGCUUUCACAAACUUUCUUCUCUGUAAUGUUCUUCUGUUAGGAAGCCUCUGAUUAACAGACCUAGCAACUUAUUAUCUUGACAGUUCACACUGCAGACUUUUCAAGGGAAAAGAUGGUUUGUUUGGGGUUACAUUUAGGUCACUGGUUGCUUUUGUCAGCAAGUCAAAUUUUAAUAUCUGCAGGUUAUUCACCCCUGCACUGCCGACAUCCCUCACCAGUGAAAUGAAGCUUAGCAGUCUCUAGUGAUUUGGGUCAUGUCUACUUUUGGUAUCUCUGUGUACCUGAUAUCAGAAUGAGCAUGUAUCUUCUGAACUUUAAUAUCUGAAUCUAAGACAUUCAGUAGCAUUGCUAGCUGUCGCACAAGAGUGUCUUUCUGUUGUUCAGUCAGCUGGCCAACUCCAACUUGCAAGAUCAGUUCCACAAGUCCAUUUUUCUUAGGAUCUGUGAAUGCAACAACAAUGCAACUCUUUCAAAGCACUAGAAAUGUUUUCUUCAAAUUUGAAGGUCAUACUUACAAAUUAGUAUUUACUAAGAAUUCCAGUUGGCAACACAAAACAGGGAACAUGCAAGUUCCAAACAGGUAUUUUUCAUGGGUGUUAUUCAUCCAACUUAGAGUAGAUCUAUUGAAGUUAAUAGACAUGACUAACUUAGGUUCAUUCAUUUGAGCAGGUCUACUCUGAGUAGGACUUAGUUGAAUACAACCCUAUGUGUUGAAUAUGAAGUUACAUUCCUCUCAAACGUAGCACAUGAAGUUUAGAGGAAGCUACGCGAUUCCCUCCCUCCCCCUGAUUUGUCAUACCCACCAUCAGAAAAUGCAAUGGAUUAGUUUGUAAAGGAUGGCAAAAUUAUUAACUGCUUUAAAAAUGCCUUAAAUAAAUAAUAAAUUUAAUAAA